This is a messenger RNA of Cordyceps fumosorosea ARSEF 2679, 1086 nucleotides long. RefSeq names its product endonuclease/exonuclease/phosphatase. Gene Ontology annotation, molecular function: 3'-5'-RNA exonuclease activity. The record is from RefSeq and is a predicted model, not a curated record. NCBI's taxonomy places the organism in Eukaryota, Fungi, Ascomycota, Sordariomycetes, Hypocreales, Cordycipitaceae. The transcript is spliced from 2 exons. Bases 1 to 1086 code for a protein of 361 amino acids.
AUGCCCACCUCAUCCUUGGCCGUGAAACGACGGUCCGUACGCAACGCCCCCUUCUUCCAGCUCGCCCUGACCUCGCUCCUCGCCGCCUUCGCCGCCCUCACCUGGCACCUGUACACCACGCAGUACCACCACCUCCGCCCUUCCUCCUCCACCAUGACGUCGUCCUCGUCGCACACCGGUAGCCAGCCGACCGUCCAACCCGCCGCCGCCGCCCAGGACACCAACCUCCCGACCUCCUCCGCCGUGCACCUCGCCAUCAACACCACCACCGCCGCCGCCGCCACCGCCACCCUCCCCCUCCGCCUCAUCACCUACAACGUGCGGUACGCCAACUCCCACCCCGUCCGCGGCGAGCAGCCCUGGUCCGUCCGCGGGCCCAAGCUCGCCACCCAGCUGCGCUUCCUCACCGAAGGCCACGCCUCCGCCUUCCUCUGCCUGCAGGAGUGCCUGCACGCGCAGGUCCUCGACCUCGCCGCGCGCCUCGGCCCGUCCUGGGCGCACGUCGGCCGCGGCCGCGACGCCCACCCGUCCGCCGGCGAGUUCUCGCCCAUCUUCUACCGCGCCGACGCGUGGGCCUGCGCGCGCAGCGAGACGCGCUGGCUGAGCCCGACCCCGCGCUUCGCGCACCGCGAGACGGGCACACGCGUGGUGGUAAUGAGCACGCACUUUGACCACCGCGGGGUGAGGGCGCGCGAGGAGAGCGCGCGCCUGCUGCUGGAGAUUGCGCGGGAGUGGGGGAGCCGUGGUGGUGACGGGGGGCAGGCGCCGGCGGCGGUGCUGCUCGGCGGCGACUUUAAUAGUCAGCCGGACGACCGGGCGUACCGCGUCAUGGUCGCGGAGGGCUCCGGCAUGAGCGACGUGGCGGACCUGGUGCCACCCGAGGACCGCUACGGAAAUGAGUUGACGUACACGAGCUUUGGAGAGGCCGGCCCCGGGGAGGUGCCGCAGCGUAUCGACUUUCUCUUCAUCCAGGAGCCGCACGCCGCCGUGAUCAAGUCCUUCGGCGUCUUGGAAAACAUGUUUGACGACGGUGUGCGCAUCUCGGACCACCGACCGGUGGUGGCGGACAUGAAUAUACCGAUUUAG